GUGGGCCAGGACCGCCUCUGGCAACGCCCGUUUGGAAGCUGCGGGGACGGGGAUGGGGCAGGCCGGGUAGGAGGAUCGAAGCCGCGUCGACGGCGUCAAGAAGGAGCCGGUCUGGUUCCAGAUCUCGCCGCGUCGCCGAUGCAUAUCUGCGAUGCGGCGCGGUCCUCCGACCCUGUCAGCUCCAGCCAGGUUGGGCCGGCUUGAAUCCUCGAAACAGCCCUCGUCGAAUGCGAAGUUCACCUCCAGAGGGACGGCGUCUGGCAGGAGGCCAGCUGCAACGUCUUGAAUACCCGUCAGGAUGCAUUGGGCACAAUCGACCUUCGAGAGCGACGGGUGGCGGAGCGUGCCUCCCGAGACCAGCGGCAUGCGCAACACGCGGAUCUGCGGUAAAGCGUGCUGUCUCGCCACCUUCGCCUGGAUAUUCGCAGACCGACGCGAUGACGCUCGCAGCAGUGUUCCGCAAGAAAGCGCCGAACUCGGACGGGUCAUGGAUGACAUCUCCAAUCCGCUCCGCGUCAUCCUCCAGACCUCCCAACGCAAUGCUGCUCUUGCCGAUGGGGCCCACCGUGUAGACCAGCGCGACGUUGUGCUGGCCGAGCGGCCUGCACGCCGCCGUGAAGAUGUGGACGAAGACCACGCCGAAGCUCUUGAAGGCGCCCUCGAAGAGACGGCAACCCGACCUGGCGCCGUGGGAACGCAGCGUGCUGGCGCCCGCGGGCACGAGGGUGCCGGGUGCCUCUGCGCGGGUCUGCUCCAGGAGCUGCUGGUGGAGCUCCAGGUAGCGGUCCACGUCUUGCGGCUCCUGCACCGUCGUUUCUUCUUCUGGAUGGCCCCGUUGUGGCCGCCGCCCCCGACGAAGAGCAUCUCGUCCCCGGGAGCCACAGCGGCGAACGCCAGCGCGCCGGGGCCUUUCGCCUCCUCGUAAGGCCUCGUAUAGGGGGUCUCCUGGCCCAGGCCGGUGGAACGACCACGUCACGGCCUCUGCCCGGCCGGCGCACAGCGUCUCGGCGCCCGCCCGCGAGAGGGCGCCGGCGCCCGGGGGCUCCCCCGCGGCGCGGCGCAGGCCGCCGUGCCUG
Prorocentrum cordatum is the source of this 1076-nucleotide messenger RNA. NCBI's taxonomy places the organism in Eukaryota, Dinophyceae, Prorocentrales, Prorocentraceae. The record is from the annotation of a GenBank genome assembly.